AUGGUACAUGCAAAUAUUAUACUCUAUGCAAGAAUUAACAAAGUGAUGAAUAUUGUUGUCCUGGUUCUAUCUGCUUUGGUUGUUGCUACGGCAGCAACCGAGCUCAUCACUGGGCGCUCCAGUCGCUGGGACCAGAUGAUCCAAGACCACGAGACAAGACACAAGAGACAAGCACGAGAGUGGCAGACAAUAUUUGAACCUUGCACACUUGGUGAUGUGACCCGGUUUGAUCAGCUUGGAAGACGUAAUUCUGGUCUUCUGGCUCCAGUGGGAAAUCAGGGAUGCUGUGGCAGCUGUUGGGCAUUUGCAGCAGCUCAUGCAGUGUCUGAUACAAGGAACCUAGCAGCUGGUAGACGAUUGGAUUUGCUAUCCGCUCAAUACACAGCUCGGUGUGCAACAAAUGAUACGCGUACGAGUGGAUACGGUUGUUGUGGAGAUGAUCCUGUGAAUGCUCUAAAACACUACCGACACACUGGGGUGGCUACAGACGUUUGUUUGCCAUAUAAUGAAUUAAGUUCUCUACCACCGACAGGCUAUACAGGAAACUACAAAGCAGCUAACCCUCUAACUUGUUUUUCAACUUGUGCAGAUGGAUCAGCCUUCGAUCCAAUAUCGAUUACAAUUGAUGACAUCAAUACUUUAAAAACUUACAAUGAAGGCACCAUUAUAAACGCUCUGAGCAAUGGACAUGUAGUGGUAACUCCGAUAGAGUUGAAUACAGACGUUUAUAGGUACAGGUGUGGUGUCUUGACACCUAGUGAUCCACCCUUGGAAAUACUUAAAUAUCACUCCGUUGUAAUUGUAGACUAUGGAACUACCGAUACUGGAACUAAUUUUUGGGUGAUUAAGAAUAGCUAUGGAAGCAAUCGUGGAGAGAGUGGGUACUACAGAGUGAGGAGAGGACAAGGAAUAUUUGGAAUUGGAAACUAUCACAUGCACAUUCCCCUACUCUCUCCAGAUUCAAUGUUACUGCCAUCAGACCCCACUACAGAGACACAAAAAACAUGCGCACUAGAGGCUGUUGCAAAUCCACAAAACAAUGACAUUACAAUGAGCGCUGUCGAAUUUGCGCUACAAGGUCUUGCUGACAAUCAGAGAGUGCAGUGUGGGUUCCCCCCCAAUGGAGAAGCAGCUACUGGUAUAAACUUGAUCUCUUUUAACAGUGCAGGUAUUCAAUUGGUGGCUGGCACUAUGGUGGAGUUGAUCGUAGAUGUGAGUCUCGAAGGAUGUGGAGCGAAUGUAACGAAAACUCUGGAUUUGACAGUGUUUAUCAAUCUCGACGGAACGUUCACCCUCACAGAUUAUAACACGGCUAAGAUUCUAACUGCCUCUAUGCUGCUAAUGUUUGCCAUGGUGAUGAUCAACCUCGUGAUCAACAAUUAAAAGCAAGAACUAUUGAAGUAGCUAUAGUUAUAAAACCCCCAAAUGUGUUUACCUAUAUAGGAGGUACAUAUAGGAUACAGUAGUUAUGACCCUAUAGCUUUGAUGUGAUCUUUUAUAAUUCCAUAUAUAUAUAUACGGAUUUUUUUAGAUAUAAAAAUACAGCACAUUA
Molecule: messenger RNA, 1552 nt
Organism: Halichondria panicea
Lineage: Eukaryota; Metazoa; Porifera; Demospongiae; Suberitida; Halichondriidae
Product: cathepsin B-like cysteine proteinase 4
Exons: 1
Coding region: 1-1383 (460 amino acids)
Cellular component (GO): lysosome
Molecular function (GO): cysteine-type endopeptidase activity
Source: RefSeq, a predicted model, not a curated record